AUGGGACACGGUGGAACAAUGAUUUUGGCUCAUGAGAGCUUGUUCUGCGAGAAUCUUCCGGGUUUAGUGGAGUUAUCAAUAGAAGGUCAUGUUGAAUUAUCUGCGGUGCAGGUCCCUAAGCUGAAGUGUGUUUUUGUGGCAUGUUACCGACCACCAAUGGGAAAUUUACAGCUUUUUAUGGAAAAUAUGGAAAUGAUGCUACUAAACUUGUCGGAAAACUUCAACACACAUGAAAUUUAUGUUAUGGGUGAUUUUAAUAUGGACUUCUCUUUAUGUAAAAAUGAAACAAGAGAUCUAAUCGAACUAUUCUGCUCUUUUGGUCUGACUUUGAGUACUACUGAACCCUCGCGUAUAACAAAUAUAAGUUCGACAUGCAUCGAUAACAUUUUCACGAGCCUCGAUACAAAUGACUUCGUUGUGAGAGCGGAGGAGUUGCACGUCUCUGAUCAUAGGGCUCAAAUACUUACUACCUCAAAAAACAGAAGACACCUAGAAAAACAAAGAGUGAAAAUGAGAGAAAUAAAUGAAACCAACAUCAAUAAGUUUAGAGAGAGGCUUUCUCAAUGUCAGUGGUCUGAUUUUCUGGAGGAUGGUUCUGCGGAAGAAGUUUUCAACUGUAUAUAUGAUGCAAUCUUGGGGGGUUUUGAGCAGUGUUUUCCAGUGAAAUAUAGAAAUAGAAAAAUGAGAAAUUUGCAUAUGUCAGAAGAGCAGAAGAAAAUGAAAAAUCACUUGGAUGCUCUUGCAGUGAAAGCAAUAACCACCAAAAAUGAUACUGAUUAUGAAAUAUAUAAAAUCUUCAAAAAAAGAUAUCAUGAAGAACUGCUUCGAGCCCAUAAACAUGAAAAUUCGAGACUGAUACAAAAUUCCGAAAACAAACAGAAAACUAUCUGGAAUAUAAUCAGAAAAGAAACUAACACGCGGAAAAAAAAAUCACCUGAUUCUGAACUCUGUGCUGAGGAACUAAACGAGUAUUUCUGUGGCUUAGGAGAAAAUGUUUAUAACGGAGUGCUACCAACCGAUGGGUCAGCACAUGAUUAUAUGCGAAAUGUGAGGAUAAAAAACAAAGAUUCAUGUUUUCUUCAGCCUACUGACGCUUGCGAAAUUGAAAACAUCAUAGGUCAGCUCAAAUCUAAAGAGACUCCUGAUAUAGACGACUUCUCAACGAGAAUAUUGAAAGAAGUUAAGGAGCAAAUAUCCCUCCCUCUCGCAGUUUUAUUAACAAAUGUAUGGAGCAGGGAGAAGGGAAAAUCAGUCAUAUCGGCAAUAUGGGAAGUUAUUAAGAAGACUACUACUGCUUGGGAUAAUCAUGAAAUAGUGGAAUUGAUCUGCCUCGACUUGACAAAGGCUUUUGACACCGUCGAUCAUGACAUUUUACUCGAGAAGCUGGAAUAUUAUGGUGUUAGAGGGAUAUCACUCGAUCUGAUAUCUUCGUAUUUGGCUGACAGAAGGCAACAGGUUGCGUGGAAGGAUCGAAAGUCGGCUGUCGGAAACAUUGGUAAGGGAGUGCCGCAGGGUUCUGUCCUGGGACCGAUGUUAUUCCUCAUUUUCAUCAAUGAUAUCAUAGAUAGUAUGGAAUGUUAUGGGAUCACCUUGUAUGCUGAUGAUACCUCUGUAUUGGUUAAGGGUUCAAACCCGAAAGAGAUUCGUGAGAUGGUGAAUUUUGUGUUGGAGAGGAUAAAAGAAUGGUUUCAGGCAAAUAGGUUGAAAUUGAACGAUUCAAAAACUCAACAAGUUUCGCUUUCACAUGCAACUCAACAAGUAUCCUCUAUCAAGUUACUCGGACUACAUCUGGAGAGUAAGUUGGGUUGGAAAACCCAUAUAGAUGUCUUAACCCGAAAGUUGUCAGCGGCUCUUUUUUCGAUUCGUAGGAUAAAAAUGUGCACUUCAGACGAGAUAGCUAGGUUAGCGUAUUUCGCUAAUUUCCAUUCUUUGGCCUCAUAUGGGAUAGUUUUUUGGGGAGGAACAUCGGAAGCAUCUAGAGUUUUUAGGCUGCAAAAGAGGGCAAUCAGAACACUUUGCGGCCUUAAAGCCGGAGACAGCUGUAGGAGUUCGUUUGUAUCAGGGAGGAUACUUACAAUAUCAAGCAUGUAUAUCCUAGCCUGUUUAAAAUAUGUUCACCAAAAUAUUGAACAGUUUCCAAGAAAUAUGAACAGACAUGCUUUCAACACAAGGAAUAAAUCUGCUCUAGAAAUACCUUACCAUCGACUUACCUCAUCCCAAAAGUUCAUUGACCAUUGGGGUCCUGUUUUUUAUAAUAAAGUUCCAAAUGCUUUCAAGAGGUUGGAUGAAAAGCGAUUCAGUCUGGAGAUGAAAAAGAUGCUGUUGAAGACUGCUUUCUAUAGUGUACAGGAAUUUUUAGACAGUGAUAUUUUUACAUGA
Messenger RNA from Harmonia axyridis, 2379 nucleotides. RefSeq lists its product as uncharacterized. Gene Ontology annotation, molecular function: catalytic activity. Bases 1 to 2379 code for a protein of 792 amino acids. The record is from RefSeq and is a predicted model, not a curated record. The transcript has 2 exons. Lineage: Eukaryota; Metazoa; Arthropoda; Insecta; Coleoptera; Coccinellidae.